This is a messenger RNA of Alosa sapidissima (American shad), 1638 nucleotides long. RefSeq names its product transaldolase 1 (gene taldo1). NCBI's taxonomy places the organism in Eukaryota, Metazoa, Chordata, Actinopteri, Clupeiformes, Clupeidae. The transcript is spliced from 8 exons. Gene Ontology annotation, cellular component: intracellular anatomical structure; cytoplasm. Gene Ontology annotation, molecular function: transaldolase activity. The coding region runs from base 124 to 1137 and encodes 337 amino acids. Gene Ontology annotation, biological process: pentose-phosphate shunt; carbohydrate metabolic process; pentose-phosphate shunt, non-oxidative branch. The record is from RefSeq and is a predicted model, not a curated record.
CUCUGCCUGUCACUGCACGUACACGCUCCCGUCCUCCUCGUCCUCCUGUCGCUGCUGUGGACCCGACAUUCCAAAUUCGUUUCACGCGCUUCGGUAUAUAAAGCCCCCCUGUUCUCUCUCAUCAUGUCUGUGUCACCUGACAAACGACGAAAGAUGGAGUCAGCACUAGAACAGCUGAAAAAAUACACCGUGGUCGUUGCUGACACGGGAGACUUCAAUGCCAUCGAUGAGUACAAGCCUCAGGAUGCCACCACCAACCCGUCCCUCAUCCUGGCCGCUGCCAAAAUGCCAGCCUAUCAGCACCUCGUGGAUCAGGCCAUCAAAUACGGCAUCGCCAAGGGCGGGAGUGAGGAGGAGCAAGUUACCAACAUCAUGGAUAAGCUUUUUGUCAGCUUCGGAGUGGAGAUCCUGAAGAAGAUUCCAGGCCGAGUCUCUACUGAGGUAGAUGCCAGGUUGUCCUAUGAUAAAGAUGAGAUGGUGGCGAGAGCAAGGCGGCUCAUUGGCCUGUAUGAGGAUGCUGGUAUAAGCAAGGACCGUGUGCUGAUCAAACUCUCCUCGACCUGGGAGGGGAUUCAGGCUGGCAGGGAGUUGGAGGACAAGUACGGGAUCCACUGCAACAUGACGCUGCUCUUCUCCUUCGCCCAGGCGGUGGCUUGUGCUGAGGCCAAGGUCACCCUCAUCUCCCCCUUCGUGGGCCGCAUCCUGGACUGGUACAAGGAGAACACAGACCGCAAGAGCUAUGAGCCCAACGAGGACCCAGGUGUGGUAAGUGUCACAAAGAUCUACAACUACUACAAGAAGUAUGGCUACAGCACAGUGGUGAUGGGAGCCUCCUUCAGGAACACCGGCGAGGUGAAGGCCCUGGCCGGCUGUGACCUGCUCACCAUCUCCCCAGGGCUGCUAGGGGAGCUCAGCCAGGACCACGACACGGUGACUCCCUGCCUCACACCACAGACGGCCAAGGCUGCUGACCUGGAGAAGGUGCAUCUGAAUGAGAAGGACUUCCGCUGGCAGCACAACGAGGACCGCAUGGCUGUGGAGAAGCUUUCGGACGGAAUCCGUAAGUUUGCGGCAGAUGCCAUCAAGCUGGAGACUAUGAUUAAGGAGAAGAUCCAGAAUGUAAAGAAUGGACAGUGAACGGGCAAAGACAGGGGCAAGCACUUGCGGGACCAAUCCCCCCCCCCCACUCCCCCCCCCCCCCCCCCCCCCCCCCCCCCCCCCCCCCGACUCCCUCAGCAUACUGCCUACCAGACCUGCGGUGUCCACCUACUGGUUGGGAUUGACUCUGACAACUGAUUGGUCUCUAUCAAAGCAGGCUAUUCUGUAGCUUUAGACUUGACACCAAUAAACACGUUAGAAAUGGACACCUCCUGGCGAGCUGGUCAAAAAAAAAAAAAAAAACCUCAAAGAUGGACUGAAGGUCUAGCUCUGCUGAGCAGUGACAUUUGAAAUAGUGGACCAAUUGCUUUGAAAUUGGACUCUGAUGACUCUUUAUAAGGACUGAUGUACUACUGAUACUUACAACGGUUGAGUGGAUCUUUGACUCUUAAAUCUAUCAAAAUUAUGACCAUUCCUGUGAAAAAAAAUAUGACCAUGUUAAUAAUUUGUAGCCCUAUCAUUAAAAAUAACCUGCCCUCA